Molecule: messenger RNA, 894 nt
Organism: Fusarium odoratissimum NRRL 54006
Lineage: Eukaryota; Fungi; Ascomycota; Sordariomycetes; Hypocreales; Nectriaceae
Exons: 3
Coding region: 1-894 (297 amino acids)
Source: RefSeq, a predicted model, not a curated record
AUGGCCACUGAUCUGCAUAAGCCUGAUCCUGUGCCACGGCCUCGUAGGCUGGCACGAAAACGAGACGUUGAUGAACUGAGCCAACUUACCUCUGGCACGCUCACCGUGACUGUUGCCCCAGAUCCAACCUGUGGGUUCACCAAUAAUGAUGAAGCUGUCUGGGUAUGCCCCGGUGGCCGGCCUUGCACCUGGGAAAAGGGCCAGAUCAACCGUUUCUGGUGCGCUUGGCAACAAAUCUACACCACUUGUUUAGACAGCACCGCCAUCUUUGACCCCGCCAUUUGCAACAGCGAAUGCCGUACAAAUACGCGCAAUGCCAUUGCUGGAUGCCCGUCGUCUGAAAAACCUUUUUGUGUCACACUCGAGCUUGGCAACGGAAUCUUUUCCUAUGGGUGCAAUACAAUAUCAGUUGAUGAAAGCUUUGAAUUUGAUAGCACAAGCUUUCGGCAAUCUCGGAACUUCAGUACCGUGGUUUUCGUUGAUGGGGUUUCCGAGACGCAAUGGAUCACUGAUGGACCAGCGCCAUCAAAGAUGGAAACAACACCAACCCAGAGCGGAUCAAGUAUGACUGCUUCUGCUACAGUAGAGGCGUCAAGCUCCUCCACUCAAAUAUCUACCUCUGCAACAUCCAUCCCUGGAGACAGUCCCAACGUGGGCGUGAUUGUUGGUGGUGUAGUCGGCGGUCUAGGCGUCAUUGGUCUCGUUGCCUUGGGACUAUUUGGGCUCAUACUUCUACGUCGCCGAAGAGGUAAUAUGGCUGCUCCCUCUGAGUAUACACCUGGCUUGGCACAACAACCUCACAGUCCAUCAAAGCACGCAUUCCUACGCGGCGCCGGUUCAAUCAAAUGGUCCAACCCCUCAACUAUCCCCCUCAACCUCUUCCCCUCUCAAUAA